This is a messenger RNA of Vicia faba (fava bean), 798 nucleotides long. The record is from the annotation of a GenBank genome assembly. Lineage: Eukaryota; Viridiplantae; Streptophyta; Magnoliopsida; Fabales; Fabaceae.
AUGGCAACCUCUUUCUCUCCCACAACACCACUCCGUUACAUCCUCCAAAACCGUCCCAAACCUCUUCUUUCUGCAGAGUCCUCUUACAGCGUCAAACGCUCUUCAACCUAUGCCACACUAAACCUCCCUCGCAACUUCACACUCCCUAGGAAUGGGAAACCUCUCCUCUCUAAAGGAUUCUUGACCUUGCAUAGAAGAAAGGGAAUUGUGAGGGCUGCUACUAUUGAAGAAAUUGAAGCUGAAAAAGCAUCUAUUGAGAAAGAUGUUAAAAACAGAAUGGAAAAGACUCUUGAUAAUGUUCGGUUGAAUUUCAGUUCCAUUAGAACCGGGAGAGCAAACCCGGCAAUGCUUGACAAAAUUGAGGUGGAAUACUAUGGAUCUCCAGUUAGCUUGAAGAGCAUUGCUCAAAUAAGCACUCCUGAUGCUAGUUCUCUGUUGGUACAACCAUAUGACAAAUCAAGCUUGAAGUCUAUUGAGAAAGCCAUAGUUAACUCUGACGUUGGUAUGACUCCAAAUAACGAUGGAGAAGUGCUAAGGUUAAGUAUCCCUCAGUUGACAUCUGAUAGACGAAAGGAACUAACAAAGAUAGUGGCUAAACAAGUUGAAGAAGGGAAGGUGGCUUUGAGGAACAUAAGAAGAGAUGCUUUGAAAGCUUAUGAAAAACUUGAAAAGGAAAAAAAGCUCUCUGAAGAUAAUGUGAAGGACUUGUCUAGUGACUUGCAGAAGCUGACAGAUGAUUAUAUAAAGAGGGUUGAUGUCAUCUACAAACAGAAGGAAAAGGAGUUGCUGACCGUUUGA